Molecule: messenger RNA, 894 nt
Organism: Cladocopium goreaui
Lineage: Eukaryota; Dinophyceae; Suessiales; Symbiodiniaceae
Source: the annotation of a GenBank genome assembly
AUGGAGCCCCCACAUGGAGGACUUGUCCUCUCCAAGCCCGUCAACAGCACCAACUACAGGAGGGAGUACCAUGUGUUGAAGAGAGUUGCCGAAGGGCCCCGAGCUGUUGAGUACCCGAAUAUUGCUAAGCUUUUUCUUGGAACCAAUGCAGAACAAAAGCAGGUCCUCAAGGCUUUCCUCCUCAAUGGAGGAAACCUUGAUGCUGUUGAAGCGCAUGUGACUGCUGAGACCACCCACCUACAUGAGGUCGAAGGUGUCCGUGAGCUUCUCACAAUCGAUGGCAUGCGAAAGGCUGGGUGUUCUGAGGCCAAGAUAAAGGCUUGCGUUGCGAAGGGAGGUGUGCCGGAUGAAGAUUGUCCAACGGACAUGGAGUCCAUGAAAUUUUGGUGCACUGUCACCAAAAAGGCGACCACAAAGGAUGCUUUCAAGGUCACUGCGGCUGCCAAAACGGCCCUGAAGCCAGCUUCCGCUGCAGCUGCCUUGGGAGCUGGUUUGCAGGAUGGUCCUUCGCUGCUGCCAGUUGGUGAUGCCCAAGCGCUGCUGGCUUCUGUCACGACUCCUGCUGCUGGGGCCUCUACGCCGACUACGGCUCCUGCGACGCCUGGACAAGGCCGUGCGAAGGCGAAAUGCAAGGCUGCGAACAAGGGACCCAAGGUCAAGGGACCCCUUGGUUUGGAUUUGGCCAACAAAACCCUGGAGCAGAAGGUUGGUACAGAGCUCAAAAAGGAGUUGAAUGCGAUCAAUGGGUUGGUGCUUGACUGUGAGGGCGAGCCCCGGGUGAACCACCAUGCGGCAGAGCUUCGAAAGCUUGCUGAACCUGUGAAGGAGCUGCAUGGAAGGCUGGGUAUAUGUCUACAACUGCCACCCUUGCUCUAUGUCCCUUUCUUCUGGUAG